UGACCCGCCGAUAGCAGCGCGAUAAAGCCGCAGCAGCACAGGAAAGUUUAUCCAGUCGAACCAGCUUGUGCGCCUUUACGCACCCGUGGAAUAGCAGGGAUGGGAGCUAAGCAGACGCGCUCCGCACAGAAGUACCAGGACUUGACUGACAAAACUGGAUUUUCACCGGAGCAAAUCAAAAACCUUCACAAAAGAUUUCAGCAGCUGAGUGACAAUGAAGAGACAAUAAGCCGAGAAAACUUGGAAAAAAUACCGGCCCUUGCCAACAACCCAAUCAGAAAGCAAAUUAUUGACGCCUUCUUCGAUAAAAGGAACCAGCAUCAGAAUGAGGUAGGCGCCUUCCAGGAGAUUGGCUUCGAGCAGUUCCUCAUGGUCAUGUCCCACUUCCGGCCUCCAACUUUGAAAACGACAGAAGAAGAGAGGGAGGCUAUGAGAAAAGAGAAGCUUCGCUUCCUGUUCAACAUGCAUGACACAGACAACGAUGGCACAAUUACCCUGGAGGAGUACAGGAAGGUAGUAGAGGAGCUUCUGUCAAAGAGCGGAGCCAUCGGCCUGGAGGCUGCCAAGGCGAUAGCAGAUGCUGCCAUGCUGGAGGUGGCGAGCACAAAUGUUCCCCACAUGGCUCCAGAUGAUUUCUACGAAGGAAUUACGUUUGAGCAUUUUGAACAGAUUUUAAAAGGCCUUGAAAUGGAGUCCAGGAUGCACAUUCGCUUCUUGGAUGUGGACACGAUGACAAUGCGCUGUGGGAAAUCGAAAUCUUGAAAGAGUUGAAAUGUUUAUGUUGCUGCUGUUUUUAGCAGAACCUCUCCAGUCCUUAAAAGGAAUUAAAACAAACCCUUUCUGAUAUGCACUAAAGUAUUUUUGGACAAGGGGGAAUGAAUUAUAGAUUUAACACUAUACUCUAAGUAUGUUUUUAUACGGAUUAUUAAGACUGUGUGCUGCUCGUACAUCUGAAGACUUGACUAGAAGCUGGAAACAGUCAAAGUAUGUUUCUUUCUGUAGUUCUUAAAGAGUUCAGUUUCAGAAUGUUUUCUAAUCUGUUUUCAACUUUUGUCGCAUAUUUCAGAGAGAUUUGUUCCCCGUUAUUGGUCCAACAUCUCUUACCUUUAAUGAAACUUCCAACUGUCACACGUUCUUCUCUGCGUUCUCCAGCUGUUCUACAAAUUCCCAGCCUGUAAUAUGAAGGAUUCUUUGUGCUUUGGUCCAAAGGUUCACAUUUGAUGAAGUCAGUCCUGCUCAGUGGCUACUCUGACAUUCAUGGUUCAUCUAUCAUGGCGAACAUCCAAAACACGAGACUGCAGGCACAUACCAUUCCUCUGCAGCUCCAGAAUAGUUCCACAUUUCAUUAGUGUGUUCCUCAGACUCAGAUCAGUGUAACCAGCCACUGCUGCUCUACUAUGAAAAGCCACUGUGUCUUGAACACUAAUUACUUAAUUAGAAACUCUACUAACUUGUCACUGAAUUAUGUUAAUGAACAAAAUAAAUCUGGGACAUUAUGAUAAAAGAAA
Messenger RNA from Amphiprion ocellaris (clown anemonefish), 1508 nucleotides. It is a transcript of the gene tesca, whose product is annotated as tescalcin a. The record is from RefSeq and is a predicted model, not a curated record. NCBI's taxonomy places the organism in Eukaryota, Metazoa, Chordata, Actinopteri, Pomacentridae. The transcript has 8 exons. Bases 100 to 762 code for a protein of 220 amino acids. Gene Ontology annotation, molecular function: calcium ion binding.